UUCAUCUCUCCGGAGUAUAGUCCAAACGCACUAACACACUUUAUCGCUCUCGUCGCCAUAACACAAGGAGUAUAAGCUCAGUGCUAUUCCUCAAAAUAAAUACACAAAAAUAUUUUGUAAAAAACAAAAUUAAUUUGUUACCAAUUUUUUGUUGUUACACAAAGAAAAUAAAAUAAACAAAAUGCAAGGCAAAAUGGUGCAAUUAACCAGUGCAGUGAUUUUGUGUUUGGCCCUUUUCGGUCAAUCGGUGAUGGCAAAGCCAGGAUAUGCAUCAGGAUACGAUGUUGACUAUUAUGACCAUCCAAAAUAUAGUUUUAACUACGGCGUUGCCGACCAUCACACUGGCGACGUGAAAUCACAACAUGAAACAAGAGACGGCGAUGUUGUCAAAGGCCAAUAUUCGCUGGUUGAGCCCGACGGUUCGAUCAGAACCGUAGACUACACAGCUGAUUCGGUAAAUGGAUUCAAUGCAGUUGUAUCAAAAAGCGCACCAACCGUUCAUGCACAUGCAGUUGUUGCCAAACCAAUCGUACAACCAAUCGUAAAGCACGUUGUUCCAGCCGUUCACAAGACCGUCUAUGCUCAUCCAGCACCAAUCGUUCACGCCGCUGAACCACACUAUGCCGCACCAGCAUACGGCCAUUACGAUUAUGAUGCCUAUGACAACCACUACGCCUAUGAGCCACACCAUGGCUCAUAUGAACCUCACCAAUAUGAACCACACCAAUACUCACACUACUAGAAGGUGAACCGCGCUGAACAGCAAGCCAAUAAUUUAGAGCACAUUUGGCCAGCAAUCCCAUCAUUUGGAAUUAGAUCAACCGCCGUUUUUUUGUACAUUUGAAUAAGCAGCAACUAAAUUCGAUAGAAAAUUCGAAAUUUGAACAGAAGAGACACAUACUUUAUUUAAAUUAUGUAACUUUUAACCUAAGGGAAAAAAAUAAAAUCAAAGAAGAAGAAGAAGAAGAAACAGACGCUGACAAUGACAUCUCCCUCCGUGACGUAAUCUUUUUUACGGAUACCGGAAGGAUAUUUGAAUCGACCAUCAACACAAACGGACUUUCAUGAUAUAUAUAUAUAUAUAUAUAUAUAUACAGGAAAUACAUCGUGAAGUAACGCUGAACGACUUUUUUCAUUGCCAAUACAAACAAAUCUAUCAAAUUUUUGCACAAAUGUAAUGACAACCCUUCAAAAUUACUUUAUACUAUAUAUUUAAAAUUGAAGAAUGAAAACUUUUUUAUAUUUUUAUGAUCGAAAUUUUAUGAGAAUAAUGUGAACGAUUUAUAAAUAAUAAAAAGAAUUUUACACAAAAAA
This is a messenger RNA of Sitodiplosis mosellana (orange wheat blossom midge), 1314 nucleotides long. Its product is annotated as cuticle protein 19-like. Gene Ontology annotation, cellular component: extracellular matrix. The record is from RefSeq and is a predicted model, not a curated record. The coding region runs from base 182 to 742 and encodes 186 amino acids. Lineage: Eukaryota; Metazoa; Arthropoda; Insecta; Diptera; Cecidomyiidae. The transcript is spliced from 6 exons.